Drosophila ananassae is the source of this 5001-nucleotide messenger RNA. RefSeq lists its product as uncharacterized. Bases 278 to 4726 code for a protein of 1482 amino acids. The record is from RefSeq and is a predicted model, not a curated record. Gene Ontology annotation, molecular function: protein binding; ADP binding. Lineage: Eukaryota; Metazoa; Arthropoda; Insecta; Diptera; Drosophilidae. The transcript has 11 exons.
UUUUUGAGAUAACAGCGGCUGGUCACACGAUUGUUUGUUGUCUUUUUUUUCGCCAGCUUGCAUGUGCAAUUAAUUUAUUUUUUUUAAUUAUUCCCGUAGCAUUGCUUAGUGUGCGUGACAGCCAAAACCAUGUGAGCACAAAGAAAGUGACACAAGUGUCUAGCCGCAGCAUCAACUAAUUUAAGAUAAAGUGCAAUAUUUACACAUAUACGUAUUUUUAAAAUAUAAGUGCGACGAUUUCGUUAUAAAUAAACUAAGCUGCCAAAUAAAGAUAAACAUGGCGGUCCUGCAGCACGGAUAUAAGGACAUCUUGUUCGUGUACUUGGAUGCAUUCAUCCGCGACUUCGACUGCAAGGAUGUCCAGGACUCCCUCCUCAGUGUCUUGUCGAAGGAGGAAGUCGAGAUCGUCAUCAAAAGCAAGGAUGCUGAGAGCGCAACGUAUCGACUCUUUUGGUCCCUGCUCGCCAAGCCCGAGUCGGUGGUCAAGGACUUCGUUGAGGACGUCCUGAAUCCGAAAGAUCAGCCCAACUACGACUUCCUGAUGGCAGCUAUCCAGGCUGAGUACCAGAGCCCCAGCUUGGAAACCAAAAUGUACAUCGAGCAGCGGGAUCGCCUUUACAACGACAACCAGUUGUUUGCCCAGUACAACGUGAAUCGCCUGCAGCCGUACCUGAAACUGAAGAAAGCUCUACUGGAACUCAGGCCGGCCAAAAAUGUGCUCAUAGAUGGUGCUCUGGGCGCCGGAAAGCAGUGGCUGGCUCUGGACGUGUGCUCGUCCGUCAAGGUUCAGCGCGCCAUGGACUUUAAAAUCUUUUGGCUGAACAUGAAGAACUGCAACAGUCCCGAGUCCAUUCUGGAGAUGCUACAGACCCUGCAGCAUCAGAUAGAUCCCAAUUAUACGCAGCGCAGUGACCCCGCCAGCAAUAUCAAGCAACGGAUCCUUAGCACCCAAGCGGAACUGAGACGCCUCUUGAGGAGCAAGCCCUACGAGAACUGUCUACUGGUGCUAAGGAAUGUCCAGAGCGAGAAGGCUUGGAGUGCCUUUAAUCUUGGCUGCAAAAUCCUUCUGACAACGAGAUUCAAGCAGGUCACCCAGUUUCUAUCGGCGGCCACCACAACUCACAUAUCCCUGGACGACCAUUCGUUGAUGCUGACACCGGAUGAGGUGAAAGCGUUGUGCCUCAAGUACAUCCACUGUAGUGCGCAGGACCUGCCAAGGGAGGUGCCCACGAAUAACCCGCGAAAACUAAGCCUAAUUGCCGAGAGUAUUAAGGAUGGCCUGGCCACGUGGGACAAUUGGAAGCAUGUUAAUUGUGACAAACUGACGACCAUCAUCGAAGGGGCGCUUAAGGUUCUUGAGCCGCUCGGCUACCGGAAACUGUUCGAUAGACUGUCCAUAUUUCCGCCCUCGGCCCGCAUACCCAUCAAUCUCCUAUCUCUGAUUUGGUUCGACGACAAAUCUAGUGGCGAUUAUCCGAUGGUGGUGGUGAACAAGCUUCACAAGUACUCUCUGGUGGAGAAACAUCCUGAGGAAUCAACCAUAAGUAUACCCGCUAUAUACUUGGAGUUAAAAGUGAAUGGCGACGAUUAUGCCGCUCUGCAUCAAAGGAUUGUUGAUCACUACAACAUCACAAAGGCAUUCGACCAUGAUGACUUGAUUCUGACCUCCCUGGAUAGAUAUUUCUAUAGUCACAUUGGGCAUCAUCUGAUGGCCAUUGAGCCAUCCGAAAAGGUGGAUCUGUUUAGAAAGGUUUUCCUCGAUUUCCGCUUUUUGGAGCAAAAGAUUCGACAUGAUACGACGGCUUGGAAUGCCUGUGGAUCCAUACUAGAUACCCUGCACCAGUUGAAGUUCUACAAGAAACACAUAUGCGACAAUGAUCUCCAGUACGAUGGGUUGGUAAAUGCCAUUUUAGACUUUUUGCCAAAGAUAGAAGAGAAUCUUAUUCGUUCGAAGUUUACGGAUCUGCUGAGGAUUGGUCUGAUGGACGAAGAUGAUACCAUUUACGGAGAGGCCUAUCGGCAGGUUCAAAAGUUCAAGGACCGAGUUUGGUUUAUAGAUCAUGGCCGAUUUCAUCAGCAUCGGCAGAUCAUCAACUUGGGCAACAAGGAAGUGCGCCUGGUUCUAUAUUUGGAUGACGAUUUCUGCCUCAUGGCGCUGGCUGGUCAGGAGCUCCUCCUCACCGACGUAUCGCUGGAAGCCGAGGACACCUACCUCCUCAAGGACGAGAACGACAACAGCGAAACCCUUCGGAUGGAAGUUUUCAAUAAUCAGAAGCAUUUGAUCACUCUCCACAGCAACGGUAGUGUCAAGCUCUGGACGCUCUGGCCGGACUGUCCGUGUCGACGCCACAGUGCCGGCAGUCGACAAAGAGUUCGUCCCCCUGCCUCGGCCCACCUCCGAAAUCCCACAGAGACUCGCGGCCACAAACAACUGGUGAACAGUGCAGUGAAUCGCUUCAGCGGCAAUCAUUCCGACCAGAAAAUCACUGCAUUUUAUUUAAACAAGGACUCCCAACCGGGUAACAAGGCGCAGCUUCAUGUGGCCUUCAGUAACGGAGAUGUGAACAUUCUGGAGUGGGAUGAACUCGAUCAGGUGUUCAAAAAAUCACAAACGCCCACUCUAAAAACAGAGCAAUUGGAAAUACGGUCUAUAGUUCAGGUCUUCCAACGAUUCUAUGUGAUAGUUACCGCCGAUUCGACACUUACUGUCUGGGAUCUGUUCAAUAGCUAUGGCGACCAGCCGGAUCUACCAGGGUUUGACGUUCGAAACGACACUCUGUUGGCCAUGGAGGCCUAUGACGAGAGGAAUGAAGAAGCCACCGUCCUACUGAUCUUCAAACAGUCUGUCUGGCGCUUGAAAUUCAUACCGGGACCCAAGGUGAUUCUAAAUGCGGAGGCAGUGGAUCUUUCGGAGGGCAACUACAUCACCUGCGGCAAACGUUCGGCGGACGGCAACUACCUGUUGCUGGGCACCACUGAGGGUCUGAUCGUGUACGACCUGCAGACCAGUGAUACAGUUCUUCGCAGCAACGUCAGCGAGCAAAUAGAAUGCGUGGACAUUUAUGAACUGUUUGAUCCCGCGUACAAGUACAUUGUCUUGUGCGGAGCCAAGGGCAAGCAGGUGCUUCAUGUUCACACUUUGCGCUCCGAUCCGCACAGGAGAGAAGCGGAGGAUGCUGGUCGAAGCAGAGGAAUCGUCUGGGUGCAUAGUGCUGACGAGACGAGUGUGAAGACCAGCGCCCGACUGGAGCCCAACGUCUACCUCCGAUCGCUGAUGGACAUGACGAACGAACGAUCUCAGCUGCUCGUCGUCGACUCGAAGGAGAGAAUCCAUCAGAUCGAAACCGCUUCUGAUCCAAAUGCCCGUCGCAGAUCGAGCAUUUCGGCAUGGUCCACCAUUACCCCCACCCACGCGGCCACCAAAAUGAGGAUCACUGCCAUUUCCGCCCACGACUAUGAGCACAUCUUUGCUGGCUACGCGGAUGGCGUGAUAAUCGAUGUCAACCGGGAUGAGGUGCUGCCGCAGCAGUUCAUAACCGAACCCAUUGCCUACCUCAAGCAAGUUAGCUCCAACGUGCUGGUGGCUUCCUCCCACGAUGCCAAUGCCCCAAAGACUGUGAUAUUCCAGCUGCAGGAGGCGGAAAGCGAGCAAUGGCCCCUAUAUUUGAACAUAGGUACUAAGUACGCAUGUCUAGUUGGGGGUCCUUUCCUUGUAUUGUUUUCCGACCACGGUGUGUCUCAUGUGGACUUGACCAACCCUUCAGCCUUCGUUAGACCAGAGGAAUCCCAUGAAUCCCUGGUGGGCUUCGAUUUAAAGAACGGUCUGCUCUUUCUCGCUUACGGAAACAAUUACAUUGAAGUUUUCCGACUAGUCUUCAGCAACUCCCACCUGACGUACAAGCUGAUUUGUGAGCAAAAGAUCGGGCAAACGGAAAAGAUUACCUACCUAUCGGCCAGCGAGGAUGGAACAAUGUUUAGCCUGGGAUUUAAGAGUGGGAUUAUAGAGCUUUUCUCACUGGAUGGCAGACAAAUAACGCUGAUCACCAGUAUCAGGGAGGUCCACAUGGGUCCUAUCCGCCAGCUGCGGUUCUCGCCCUGCAAGCUGCUCCUGAUCAGUUGCGCCGAACAGUUGUGCUUCUGGAAUGUGACCCAUAUGCGGAACAACCAGGGAGAGCAGCGGCCCAACCAGAGCCGCAGUCGCCGCAUCAAACUCCACAGUGUGCCCCACGAAGACGCCGUGGAUGCUGCUCCCAUUGCAUCCGACUCAGAUGCAGAGCCGCCCUCCUCGUUGCCGCGCCAAUCCUUCGCCGAUAGCCAGAGAGAGGCGGAACUGUGGUUGAACAAGCGCGGGAAUGCUGACCGGCCGGAGCUUCUAGCUUGCAUCAAGUUCGUCGGGAAUGAAGCCAGUCAGUUCUUCACCGACAGCACGUUCUCCAAGUUCUAUGUCAUUGACGACGAAGGUGUCUACUAUCACCUGAUGCUGCUGGAUCCAAGUAGACUGCGUCUGCCUGAACAGAGCUUGGAGAAGAUUACCGAUCGUUCGCUGGAUCAGAUUGGAGACCUACAGUAUGAGGAGUACCUUCGAAUAAUCGAAAGCCCAGCAAGCCAGACUGAAGAAAGCGAGGGAGCCGAUGUUGUGGGUGACUUGGUCCUGGACAAAAAUAGCAAAUUGGAUGACAUUGAUCUGGAACCGCCAGACACAAUACUCGAGGAGGAGACCUCAUGACGCCAGUGGUGCGCCUCUCUGGGGCGCACACACCCGGAUAGCGAACCCUACAACAUGGCAUUUAUAGGCUUACUUAUCUAUUACCUAGUGGUAUUGUUAUUCUACCUCCUGGGACCCGAUUUGUCCUAGGCAACUGUUCAUACGUAUGCAUAGUAAUCAUCGAGCACAAAGACAUAUCUCAGAGGGUGCGGGGCGUUGUCCUGCCUUUUGUUUGGCCACCCACCCGCCCACCAAACCGCGAAAUAAACGACAUUUUCCGAAACGACAAAACGAAA